AUGUCUUUUAUACUAGAAAAUAGACCAAUCAAUGAAGUAAAUAAUAAAGACAGAGAACAUUUUCUUUCUUUAGAAGUGACUAAAGAUUAUAGCUUUAAGUAUAUUCCUGAGAGUCAUUUUAAACGUAUAGUAAAAAAUGUACAGAGAUACAGACGUAAGGAGGAUGAAGAACGUGUAUGGGCCUCAUUUGUGAAAGAACGGGAGUUAGAUAGUUUAAAGUUUGAGAAAAAAAAUAUCGACUAUUCUAUACAAAAUAUGAAAGAUCUGUUACAAGGAAACAUGCAAAAUGUAGAUAGAGAACUCAAGAGGCUUGAAGAAGAUGCUCUCCCUGAACGAAAUAAAGGAAUUCAAAAUCUUAAAUCUAACGUUAAGAAUGAAGUGAUUUAUACAAAAGUAAACAAUAUUAGGAGAAAUCAUUCGAAGAGUAGAAGUACAUGCAAAACUAAUGUUCCAAUUUCUCAAGACAAUAAUAUUUCUAUACGUAGAGAAUCUGAAGGACAAAAAACUGUUUUUAAGUCCAAAGCUAAAAAAUCGUUGUCAGAUUCUUCUAUAACAGAGAAAAAAUGUUAUAUAAAUCAACUUCUUUGCGCGACCAAUAAUUUUGAAAAUAAUUCUGACACAGACUCAAGUAAUAACAAAGAUGAUACCAUUCAUAUACAACCAGAUCCACUUACCAUACAGAAACUAUUAUCAAUGCAAACAAAAAUUGCUGAAUUAUUAGAUGAAAUUUCGUUUAGAUUAUGCAAAAUUCCUUUACCAGAUGGUGAGAAUGAUUUGAAAAGAAGACAACAGCAAACAUUGGAAUUUGCAAUAAGAUUUUCAAGAAAUUAUCUAUAUAAUCUUAGCAGACUCGUCACAAGUAUUCAAAGACAUAUCAGAGCUAUGUCCUCCAGAUUAGGGUUAAAACAAUGUCAUAAAAAUAUUGUAUUUCAUCAAGAUAUGAUAAAACAAAAGCUGGUUGCUGCUCAUCAAUUAUUAAUACAAGCCCUAAGUGCUUAUUAUAAACAUAUUCCUAAUUCUAUUUUUGAAGGUCAUUCUAGAAAACUUCGAGUUGUAUUACAAAUUGUCUAUAAUCUGAUAAAUAUUUGUGAUAAAGUUGAGAUUUCUAGGAAAGAAUCUUCAGGAUAAAUGCGAUGCUAUUUUAUCUAAAUUAAAGUUAAAUUUGGAAAACAACUGUGGAUCCAUAAAUCAUAAGAAUAUACAACCUGUAACGACCACUGCACCAAUAUCUUUACCUAACAAGGGACGUUUUAAUCGAAAAAAUUUAUCUAGUCGAUUAAGCAUGUAUAGCAUGGAUGUUAAAGUGUCUAAGGACUAUACUUAUCGGAAAGAAGAUGGGAACGAUACUAAAGAUAUUGAAAAUUCAUAUGCUCAGGAUUAUUCGGUACCUGAAUUACUAUAUCCCAGCCCCAUAACGCGUACGACAUCAUCGAGGGACGUUUUUCAGAUCGAUUCCGCGAAAAAUAUAAAUAAUAUGAAGGAUGAUGACAUUCGAACCGUGAUGGAUGGAUUAACGAUAGAUUCUGAAAAUGAUAGUAAUAUAGAAAUUCAAAGUAAAUGUAAAUCUGCAACAAAUAGCGAACAACAACCUGUCGCAAAAGGACGUAAAAAGACAUCUACAGAAAUGCGGAAGAUGAAAAAUGUGAAAAGCAAAGGGAUAAAUGUUAAAACAAAAAAUUUUACUAAUGAGAAAGAUGAUUUAAUUAAAAAAGUAAUUGCAAUUCCUAAAGAGCAUUUAGCUACUCUAGCUCCUGUAAUAAACGAUUUAGUAGCUCUUGUAUCAAAAAAGCAAAAUGAAUGUGAGGUGCAACCUGUUUUGGAAACAUCUGUGGAGAUAUUACGAAAAUUUUUACAAAAAUAUCAAUCAUCUAAAGAUUGUGAUACUAAAGCAUCUUUAACAAAAACUAAUUGUAAUUUUAAUGGCUUAUCUGAAAUUAAUAAACACGAUGAAAAUGUACAAUUAAUUUGUAUAUCUUCCAUGGAUAAAGUUCCUAAAAUGACACUGUGUGAUGCUUCGUGUCAAGUAGAUUGUGAGACUGCAUUAAAAACUAUUGAUGACGGAAAAAUUACGGACUCAAACGUCAAAAAUGAAGUGCAACUUACCAUUUCGGAAAAAACUGAGCUACAAUUUUUAACAUAUAGGUGUGAAUAUAAGAAAUUUUGCCAAUUAAGACCAAUGUAUUCCAGCAAUACGCAAAACAAACCAUGGGAUAUUGUGGCAUGAAAUACAAAAUGAGACAGGCAGUUUUGAAAUUAUACAAGGAUUUGUUGCGUUAUGGUGAAAAAUUGAAAUAUACGGACAAAGAAUAUUUCCGACACAGAAUUCGCAAGAAUUUCGAACAAAACAGGCAUUUAAGUGAUCAAACAGAAAUUAACUUUCAGUUCCAGAAAGGACAAAAACUUCUGCGAGAUCAACGAAUAGUGUAAAUCCAUAAUUUGCUGAAAUUAAACAAAUAUAGCUAUAUAAUCAUAGUAAUGCUGAGCUUGUUAAACAGAAGAUGUUUCAACCAAUUCUGCGAUAUUUGUACCUUAUUGUUUGAUAAAAAAAUGUCUUUAUAUUGCAAAACUGAUAGUAAUUGGGGUAAUUUCUCAAGUAGCGAGAAACAAAUUCGACAUAAAUCGUACGACCGUUUCUUGGAUUACUCAAAAGUACCCGAAUUACAAGAAGAUGAUUUGCAAGAGCAAUUUGUGAGAGGAUCUGGACCUGGUGGUCAAGCGACUAACAAGACAAAUAACGCUGUAAUUUUGAAACACAAGCCAACAGGAUUAGUUGCAAAAUGUCACGAAACCAGAAGUUUACAGCAAAAUAGAAAAAUUGCUAGAAAUAUAUUAUUGAAAAAGGUGGACAAUUUGGUCAAUGGUGAGGAUUCUCUAGAAAAUCAAAAGGAACGACUAAUGAGAAUUGACUCCAUUAAGAAAAAACAAAAGAAGAAAAAGCUCGCAGAUUUAAAGAAUGCAUUCAUGGAACGCGAGAACUUAAAGUGAUUAAAAAUAUAGCAAGUUACUUGGGCAACUUUUCACUCUAUAUAUUGUGUGAUACAUCGUCUAAUAAAUUUCUAACAAGUCCAGCAAAUUAACAUAAUACUUGAUACUAUCUUUUUUUAAAUAUUGUACGAUAAUCAAAUAUAGUGUAGAACAAAACAGGUUAGGAACAUGUAAAAUUUCAUUAUUAUUUUUAAUGGAAAAUUCAUAUCUUUAAUAGUCAUCUCUUUUUUGAAAUCGCGAAAGGCUUACAUUAUUUAUCUUUGAAAUAAAAUAUUUAGAUGGACCCUCGUAAGGGAAUCAAUAUAUAUAUAUAUAUAUUUAUA
This is a messenger RNA of Heterotrigona itama, 3308 nucleotides long. The record is from the annotation of a GenBank genome assembly. NCBI's taxonomy places the organism in Eukaryota, Metazoa, Arthropoda, Insecta, Hymenoptera, Apidae.